This is a messenger RNA of Malania oleifera, 2742 nucleotides long. RefSeq names its product cleavage and polyadenylation specificity factor subunit 3-I-like. Gene Ontology annotation, cellular component: mRNA cleavage and polyadenylation specificity factor complex. Gene Ontology annotation, molecular function: RNA endonuclease activity; 5'-3' exonuclease activity; RNA binding. The record is from RefSeq and is a predicted model, not a curated record. The transcript is spliced from 6 exons. Gene Ontology annotation, biological process: mRNA 3'-end processing by stem-loop binding and cleavage. The coding region runs from base 447 to 2537 and encodes 696 amino acids. Lineage: Eukaryota; Viridiplantae; Streptophyta; Magnoliopsida; Santalales; Ximeniaceae.
GCUUCUUCUUCUUCUUCUUCUCCGCUCAGCCAAACAGCCGCAGGCGCCAAAUUCACCAUUGCAGCCGCUCCCGCUGCCUGGGCCUCUGACCAGGAGCCACCACGGCAGCACCGGUGCUGCUGCUGCUGCUGCCGCUCUCUCUCUCUCUCUCUCUCGGAAGGUCGGGCGCCGUUGCCAGGUGGGGGGACAUGGCUGCCCCUUUCCCCUGUUCUAACCAUAUUACAUAAGUUUUUCUUUAUUAUUUCUCCUUGUUCUGAGGGUCAAACACGGAACUUCAUUUUCUCCCAACUCCCUCUCUACGUCUCUCACACACAUAUUAAUCAAAACAGGCUAGUUUGCAGCUUUACUUCCAACAUCGAAUCCUCAUCAAUCAAAACAGUAUUGAAUACUCUUAAGCAUUGCAUUGUAGUCGAAGCACUUCUUGUGCUGCAUUGUUGAGUGAAAGGAUGACGUCAACGGGACUGCCGCCACCAUCUUCUUUGAAGAGACGGGAUUCGUCUACAAUAAGGGAAGGGGAUCAGCUAAUUAUUACCCCUUUAGGAGCUGGCAAUGAAGUUGGUCGUUCAUGUGUUUAUAUGUCUUACAAAGGGAAAACUGUAUUGUUUGAUUGUGGAAUUCAUCCCGGUUACUCUGGCAUGGCUGCUUUACCAUACUUUGAUGAGAUUGAUCCUUCAACCAUCAACGUGCUUCUGGUUACGCACUUUCACUUGGAUCAUGCUGCAUCCCUUCCAUAUUUCUUGGAGAAGACCACAUUUAGAGGCCGAGUUUUUAUGACUCAUGCAACGAAGGCAAUCUACAAGUUGCUUUUGUCUGAUUAUAUAAAAGUAAGCAAGGUUUCAGUUGAAGACAUGUUGUACGACGAGCAAGACAUUCUUCGGUCCAUGGAAAAAAUUGAGGUUGUUGACUUCCAUCAGACUGUAGAGGUAGGUGGUAUACGCUUUUGGUGCUACACUGCUGGUCAUGUCCUUGGUGCUGCAAUGUUCAUGGUUGACAUUGCUGGUGUGCGAGUUCUCUAUACAGGAGACUAUUCACGGGAAGAAGACCGUCAUCUCCGUGCUGCUGAGAUCCCUCAAUUUUCUCCUGACAUUUGUAUAAUUGAAUCCACUUAUGGUGUGCGACUCCAUCAGCCCCGGCAUGUGCGAGAGAAGCGCUUCACGGAUGUCAUCCACUCUACCAUUUCCCAAGGAGGUCGUGUCCUGAUUCCAGCAUUUGCCCUUGGCCGUGCCCAAGAACUACUACUUAUCCUUGAUGAGUACUGGUCAAACCAUCCUGAGCUCCAUGACAUCCCUAUAUAUUAUGCUUCCCCACUUGCAAAAAGGUGCAUGGCUGUUUACCAAACCUACAUCAAUUCCAUGAAUGACAGGAUCCGCAGCCAGUUUGUGAACUCAAACCCAUUUGACUUCAAGUACAUUUUGCCAUUAAAGAGCAUUGAAAAUUUUGUUGAUGUAGGUCCCUCUGUGGUAAUGGCUAGCCCGGGUGGGCUUCAGAGCGGGCUUUCACGACAGCUCUUUGAUAUGUGGUGCUCUGAUAAGAAAAAUGCUUGUGUAUUACCUGGGUAUGUUGUGGAAGGGACAAUGGCAAAAACCAUUACUUCUGAACCCAAAGAAGUCACUCUUGUGAACGGUCUAUCUGCUCCUCUCGAGAUGCAGGUCCAUUACAUUUCCUUCUCAGCUCAUGCAGAUUUUUCGCAGACAAGUACUUUCUUGAAAGAGUUAUUGCCUCCCAACAUAAUUCUUGUUCAUGGAGAAGCUAAUGAGAUGGGGAGGCUCAAACAGAAGCUUAUAUCCCAGUUUGCAGACAGCAAUACGAAAAUUAUUUCUCCAAAGAACUGCCAGUCUGUUGAAAUGUAUUUCAACUCUGAGAAAAUGGCAAAAACUAUUGGAAAGCUGGCUGAAAAGACCCCAGAAGCUGGUGAAACUGUUAGCGGUUUACUUGUAAAGAAAGGGUUCACUUAUCAGAUAAUGGCACCUGAUGAUCUCCAUGUCUUCUCACAGCUGUCCACAGCAAUUGUGACUCAGAGGAUUACGAUUCCUUACUCUGGUGCCUUUGGGGUGAUAAAAUACAGGCUCAAGCAAAUGUAUGAAAGUGUCGAAUCUGCUGUGGAUGAAGAGUCUGGUGUCCCAACUUUGCAUGUGCACGACCGAGUAACUGUGAAGCAGGAGUCAGAGAAGUGUAUUUCGCUGCAUUGGAUGUCGGAUCCCGUUAGUGACAUGGUUUCGGACUCCGUUGUUGCUCUGGUUUUAAAUAUCAACAGGGAGAUGCCCAAGAUUGUAGUUGAGUCGGAGGCCAUUAAAACUGAAGAAGAAAACGAGAAAAAAGUUGAGAAGGUUAUUCAUGCUCUUCUAGUCUCUCUAUUUGGAGAUGUGAAGUUUGGAGAGAAUGGGAAACUGGUUAUAAGUGUCGAUGGGAAUGUGGCCCAUCUUAAUGCACAGAGCGGAGAUGUUGAGAGCGAAAAUGAUGGUCUUAAGGAGAGGGUGAAGAUGGCAUUCCGACGAAUCCAAAGUGCUGUGAGGUCAAUCCCACUCUCUGCAUCUUAGCCCCUUCCAUUAGCUUGUAUGGUAACUCACCUCCCUUCCCAUUCCCCCACCUUUUUUGUAGCUGCUCCUCUCUCCUCUUUUUGUAAGAAUUAUGCACUUUGAGGAUAACAGAUGUGUUCAUGUUGCUGUUACAUGUUUUACUGGUUGAUUACGUUUGUUAUCUGAUGCUUAAUUAGUUAUACCAAUGAAGUAUUUUUGCUUAUUA